GGCAGCCGCGGUCUGAGGGUUUGUGCAGGUCUACUUCCAACACCACGAACUCGCCAGUUCUUGCUACCCUCUCCGACGAGGUCAACAUGGGCAAGAGACAGACCAGCUAUCCCUUCUGGCUUGGAGGCGUCGGAGCCACCAUGGCUGCCUGCUGUACACAUCCUUUGGACCUCGCGAAAGUUCGGAUGCAAACUAUCCAUCCAGCUUCCGGUCCCGUCCAUCCUUCCACGCUUUCCAUCCUUCGAAUGACUGUCCGCGAGAGCGGGUUCAGGAGCUUGUAUACGGGACUCUCCGCCUCUGUUUUGAGGCAAAUGACCUAUUCCCUGGUACGGCUCGGUGCCUACGAGAAGAUGAAGGCAAGCCUGUCCAAGGACGGGCCUGCACCAGGCAGUCAUCUCCUCUUAGCCGCAAUGCUUGCCGGUGCGCUAGGAGGUCUAGCAGGAAACCCUGCCGACAUCCUACUCGUCAGGAUGACUAGCGACUUCGUCCGGCCACCCGCGGAGAGGUACAACUACAGCAACGCAGUCAGCGGCAUGGUUACCCUUGUCCGCGAGGAGGGCGCACACGGCAUGUUCAGAGGACUGGGGACCAAUAUGACACGAGCCGUUCUCAUGAACGGUUCACAGGUUGGCUCGUAUGACCUCUUCAAGACGAUGAUGCUGCGGAAUCCAAUACCCGUAAUCGACUACCAGCUGCAAGACGGUCUACUUCUCCAUGCAAUUUCGAGUGUUCUCGCCGGUACUGUUGCCACCACUGUAUGCGCCCCGGCAGACGUACUCAGGUCGCGCCUCAUGUCUGCGCACGGUGUAUCACAUCCCCUCCAAGUACUGACUACAGCCCUGCGGGAAGAGGGACCGCGCUUCCUCUUCAAGGGGUGGACCCCUGCAUUCAUACGACUAGGCCCUAACACCGUGCUGAUGUUCGUCUUCUUCGAGCAAUUGAAGAAAGGAUGGAGAACGUUGUUCCCUGCAACUUACCUUACGGACUCUGGCUGACAUUCUCGUCUGUCUAUCAUUAUUGGCUUCAUAGACUAGUUUGUUCGUGGUUCGUAUCUUGAUUAGAUGGGUCGUACAGCAUGGUAGACUAGAGCUUUCCACGUACUUCCUUAUACUAUUCACUAGAUGCUUGUCUUUUACUUUGCGUUCAAUGACAUUAGCUCUACA
Trametes versicolor FP-101664 SS1 is the source of this 1163-nucleotide messenger RNA. RefSeq names its product dicarboxylic acid transporter. Lineage: Eukaryota; Fungi; Basidiomycota; Agaricomycetes; Polyporales; Polyporaceae. Gene Ontology annotation, biological process: succinate transmembrane transport; thiosulfate transport; oxaloacetate transport. Gene Ontology annotation, molecular function: antiporter activity; oxaloacetate transmembrane transporter activity; malate transmembrane transporter activity. The coding region runs from base 87 to 995 and encodes 302 amino acids. The record is from RefSeq and is a predicted model, not a curated record. The transcript has 12 exons.